Molecule: messenger RNA, 294 nt
Organism: Trichomonas vaginalis G3
Lineage: Eukaryota; Parabasalia; Trichomonadida; Trichomonadidae
Product: proteasome regulatory particle assembly
Exons: 1
Coding region: 1-294 (97 amino acids)
Source: RefSeq, a predicted model, not a curated record
AUGUCUGAACAAGAUGUGAACCCAAGUAAAUAUAGUGAGCUGCAAAGUACCUUUAAAUACAAUAUCGAUAUAUAUAAUGCGUUGUAUCAGCUGAAAACGGAAAAUGAAGAAGAUUUAAACUCAAUUUACAAAAUAAUCAAAACAGAAUUGAUUGAUUCAAAGAAAUAUCUCCCUAAAAAUAUUAUAAGAGAUAUUUUAGAUAUCAUUCCGUAUAACAACCGCUAUACAAAGUCAUAUUUAUCUCUUGCCAAACUGAUAAUUAUCAUGUCACAGAGGUUGAUAGUGCUGAUUUAA